This is a messenger RNA of Podospora anserina S mat+, 3069 nucleotides long. RefSeq lists its product as uncharacterized. The transcript has a single exon. The record is from RefSeq and is a predicted model, not a curated record. Gene Ontology annotation, molecular function: ATP binding; ATP hydrolysis activity. Lineage: Eukaryota; Fungi; Ascomycota; Sordariomycetes; Sordariales; Podosporaceae. The coding region runs from base 1 to 3069 and encodes 1022 amino acids.
AUGGACAACGACGCACCCUCAUCACGGACAGCAUCUACAGAUGGUUUGCAAGGCGGAAGUCCCCCAGCCAAACCCCCUAUCAAAGAACCCGUCAAUGGCCCACCUGUUUCGUCCAAACCAGCUUCUCUCGGCCCAUGGAAGGGACACGGUCAACUGCGCAACCAAUCUCCAGCAUCUCCUUCACAAUUUGAAGCAUCGAGUUCUUCCUCCACGCCAGAGUCAUCAAACGAAGAUGCCGAUGCGCCCUCGUCUCCCAGCGCUGGUACGUUGAAGGAGGAGUUCAAAGUCGCCCCGCAAGUCCCAGUCAUUGCCCAGGCCCGCAGUUGCAAUUUUGAGCAGUUCGUCAAUCGCUUCUCUCUUGCUGAAUCAGGAUAUGCCAUUGAAUUUCUUGAGGCGGGAACGGAGCUGGGCAAGGAGGUCUCCAAGGAGGUCAUGCGCCGUCACCGGAUCAAAGUCGAGGGCUACCAAGACAAACUGUCGGAUCAGUACAAGAGUCGCCGCCUCAACGGUGGACUGGUUCAUGGCACGUGGAUACACGCCGUUAGGAUUCAGUCCAAAGCAGUCCUGAAAGUCCUAUCCGAAGUUGGUGGCUAUGCUUGGGGCCAAGAACCCUACACCUUCAUGCGCCCUUUCGCCCAUCUCAUCCACUUCCACCCCAAGAUCAAAGCCAAGUUCAAAGAAAUUAGGGCCACCCCACCCAAGAGCGACGAGGAAAAGCAAGAAAGAGAGCAGCUUCAAUGCUAUGUCUCCUUUGUUGAAGAGCGCCUCCUUCCGCCAGUACACCAGUUUGACGACGUCCAAAGCCCACAAGCGAGAAGAGUCCGGUAUGACGACCUCUGGUAUCUCUUCAAAGCGGGCGACCUGGUGUAUGUUCCCUUGAGCACGCUUCGCAAGCAGUGGUCCGGCGGAGACGCAGAGAUUCCGAAAAACGCAGUUCAUCAAAGAGUGUGGCGGCUCGAAAUCUUGGUGCCGCACGCAGGCGAUCUGCAGCUCGCCAUGUAUGGAAGCUCAGAAACAGGUGCGAAAGCCGCGGCGUGGCUGUACUUCAUAGAUUACGAUGGAGUGUCUUAUAAGCCGGUUUCGUUCGGUUUCACUAUUGAGGGCUACGACGGCUUGAAGGAAGUUCGAAAGCUGGAGGUUUACCCACUUCGGUUUGAGCCUGACAACCAAGCUAUCGUGCAAGAACAGCGCGAGCUAGGUCUCCGAUUCACCGAAUGCAUCCAGCAGCGCCACGUCUCGUAUAAGGCUUGGUCUCUCCUCACAAGUCCACUUGGCCGAUACUACUACUUCAGGGGUCGGCCCGUCACCAGCGCCGAUUUUAUUGAUGGCGACGUCAUUAUUGACUUCCAGGAGGCCUUCAACGCCUGUCCACAUUGGAAAUACAUCUACGGCCUUGAUGCGGCACACUCGGAGAGCUACAUAGAGACCGAUAGCGAUGUCAAUCGUAUUCUCCUGUGGUCAAGUCCAUCGCGUACACGGCUGCAAUUCAGUUGGCCUAAUAUUGUGGUUCUUGGAGAUGAUAUUGAAUUCCUCGAGGGCGUACCUUUCAGACAGAAACACGCAUACGGCAUUGCGGGCCUGCCUAAACCGCUGGACGAGGACCUCGCCAUACUGCCCCAACGCCUUUUCGGGUAUGCACUCAGGGAGCGCAAAUUCGUCUUUUUGCAUGUCAAGGAUGUCCGUAUUGAGCGCAGCACACUCGACACCGACCCGUUCCGAUUCUUGCAGAUAGACGCCGCCAAUAAGCGCACCAUCCGCUGUUUGGUGAGCGAUCACUUCAAUACCAAAAAAGCUAGGAAAUCUGGAGAGAUUGCCAGCCAAGAUCCAAUUCCAGGAAAGGGUCGCAGCCUUGUCUUUCUCCUCCACGGGCCGCCGGGUGUGGGCAAAACGGCCACCGUCGAGGCUGUUGCCCAGGUGUAUCGUAAGCCGCUGUUCUCCAUCACCUCCGGGGAUCUUGGGUCAACACCCGCCCAAGUGGAGAGCAACCUGACUGAGAUAUUCCAUCUCGCAAACGUCUGGGACUGCGUUCUUCUGCUUGACGAGGCCGAUGUCUUUCUGGAGGAGCGCGAGAAGAGCAAUCUGGAGAGAAAUGCUGUCGUGUCGGUCUUUCUCAGAGUCAUGGAAUAUUACAGCGGUAUUCUGUUCUUGACUACCAACCGACCAGGACAGCUGGACGAAGCUGUCAAAUCGCGGGUGCACAGCACAUUGCUUUAUCACAGCCUUGAUCUACGCCAGACACGGGAGAUUUUCCGCCUCAACAUUGACCGGCUGGACCUCAUUGAGAGACAGCGCCAAGCCAACCCCGAACGGCCUGCCCGGCGCUUGCAUUGCGACAAGGCUGGAAUUUUGGCCUUUGCGGAGCAGCACUGGCACAAGCAUGAGAAGGAUGAGCUCGGCCGGUGGAACGGACGUCAGAUCCGUAACGCAUUCAUCAUGGCUGCCGCGCUGGCACGAUGCGACGAUGACUACGACGACCACAGCCACGAUGACGAGAAUAUUACGGCGGUGGUGACGCAACGCCACUUUGAGUUUGUUGCCCAUAACGUCACCAACUUUGACAACUACAUGGCCAGGGCUCGUGGCGGACUUGACUCGGAGCGCGCCCGUAGGAGGAUGGAUAGGCCGGACCACUUUGACAAGCGCGACGGUAAUGGCCAUCCACUCUGCCAAUCCGAAGGUAUGCUAACGUGUCUGGAAACAGAUGAAUCGCCACGGCGGACACCACGGCGCGGGGCAGCGCUGCCAAACCCAUCGCUGUCAUCGUCCUACUAUCCUACGACAGCCGCACCAUCGCAACCGCCACAGCAAGCACCCACCCCGGUGUACCAGCCCCAGAUGCUGAAUCCUAACUAUAGCUAUGCACGACCCGCAUACAACCUCCCCUUUAUGGCGUGGCCUCCACCGCUUCAUCACGCCACUGUGCCGCCUCAAGCUUCCCUUCCCCAGACGCCACUACCAGCUCAGACAUUCACGGCAGGCGCGCCAUCGAGUGGGACUACUUCUGACGCUGGGGUCGCGGUGGAGGGAACAGCUUGGGAGACGCAGCAGCCUCAGGUUGUUGCUGCAUGA